CAGACGCACGUUCCACUAGCUACGAGUCGUGCUGGUUCUCGUGUCGCGGACUAUCAUCGAGGCGGCACAGCGCCCAGAGCGUACAAACACGCGUUCACACUGUUGCUCGCGCGCACACACACACACCCACGUAACGCAUCGUUUCUCCGAAUACCUGCACACGCUCUUGGAAAUAAAAAAAACAAAAAGGAAAACAAGACUCAGGACUUUUUAAUAUACCUGUGACGGGGUGCUACCUCUGUGUCGGUGGAUUUUUCUGAUCAACCAUCAAUUCCUGUUUCACACAGUUGAAAUAGUCUCUGACAUUUCUUGUGUUAAGUAGAUUUUAACAGAGACGCAGAAUUUCGGACUCAACAUUUUAGGCGGAUUAAUUCAUUUCAGUGAAGUGUUAUUAUUUAUUGCUAAAGUUCUGCGUUCCUAUAUCAGAAAGUCUAGAUAUUUACUGUGUAACAGCUUAAAGUGAAAUACAGAUAAAUCCCUUCGCUAGUGACUCAUGGGCAACUAGCAAAGUACGAAAGAGUUUUCCUCUGGAAACAGUUCUUUCUACAGUUGACAGCCAAUGAUUCGUGUAGUGCCCGAUGUAUGUCAGUAAGCCUCGUGACCGACCGAGUUAAGUUUCCAGGGACGAAGUGAAGCAGAAGGCGCUAGAAGGAAGGAACUACGACUUUCUUAAGAAAGGCAGAAACAAAACCUCGGACUUGAAUUCUGGCCUUCUUAGCUGUGACCACCCCAAAAUGAUGGCCGUAGAUUCCAGAGCGGAUAUGUCCAAGUUCAGGGCCAUCGUACUGAUAGCGGUGGACGACAGCGAGCCUGCGGAGUUUGCUUUCAACUGGUACAGAGAUUUUAUACACAAGCCAGAAUACUACACAGUACUGCUCCACUGUACAGACCAGAAUGACCAGGAGAUUAGAGAUGCAAGCUCCAGCACCCGAAGAGAGUCAAACGGAAGUCAGGGUCCAGGGAGAACUGCAAAGAUCAUCAAAGAGAUGUCAGAGAGGAUGAAACGAAUUGAAGAGAAGUUCGGACAUUUGAUGGAAAUUAAUGGAAUUGUGGGUAAAAUCAGAAAAGGAAAAGGCAAGCCUGGAGAGGCCAUUGUCAAAGCAGCCAAUGAAGAAGGCGCCACCAUGAUUGUAACCGGCACUAGAGGGCUUAGCAAACUGAAGCGCGCAUUCUUGGGCAGCGUCAGUGAUUACGUGGUGCACAAUUCUCCAGUUCCGGUCAUAACCUGCAGGCGUCAUUAGUGACCUUGGCCUUUUAAAUUUCCCUUCUUUUUCCAAAAGCAAAAAAUGUAUUUUUUUGUUUGAUGUGGACAAAAUUGUAAAUGAAUAGUAUAUCUUCUUAAGGGAUGUUUUCUUCUGUGUAUAUUAUAUGAUUUUCUAUGUUGAUUUUUAUAACUAAGUUCUAUAUGAAAUUUAUAUUGAAAAACUUUCCAUACAUUUCAAUGAAAACAGGAUACCAAAAUAUUGUCUCCAGAGAGUUCUUAGCUGACUAAACACUAUACAAUAACAAAUUACCUAUUUUAGAAAUUGAAAAUAUAAAUCGAAAUUCGAUAUACUUUGUAAAGUGUUUUAACACAAGGCAUUAUAGUGCCCCCUUUCAGACCUUGCAAUUCAUUGAUGCAAAAGAUGUUAAGGUCAUCUGUUUCUGUGGCCAACGAUUAACUAGCAAGGUUUCAUGUGGCCAGCACAACGACCAACCACCUUUACUUUCCCAACUAAAUUCAGGUACCCAUUAGAGAGGCCUUAAAAUCACAAAAUUAAAAAUCCUAGUCUUCACGUAGAUUCUUAAAAAUAUAGGAAUAUAAGUUUUAAAACAAUUCGUUUAAAAAAAAUAUUGAGCAAUAUCGUUUAAAGUAGAAUUCCUUCGUUAUCCAUGCGGAGUGAAUUAUGGUCUUAGUAUAAUCCAUCUACCAUAGCACUUAUGACUCUAAACAGGUUGCUAUGUUUAGUUUUAAAAACGGGAUUCACAAACAAAUUUAAUGUUUAAUAAUGUAAUUUUUUCGUUGUACUGAGAGAUGUGCUUAUAUUUGUAAUAGACUUCAUACAUUUACAUUUACUUUCCUAAACAUGCAAAUAUCAAACUUUGUUUGGGGGGGGGGGCACCUUUAUAGGAGGAAGUCGGCAAACUAGGAGACACGAAGGCAGUCUUUUUUUUUUAAGGACAAAAAUCCAAGUAAAUGUUUUCGUGAAAGUCGUCUGCAAUACGAUUGAUUCAAAAUGUUGAAGAAGACAUUUCUAUACGUAUUUGCCAAAUGCGAUUCUAGAGUCUUUUUUUUUUAAAGUUGGAACGGGUCAAAUAUCUCCAGAAUGUUGUGUCUUCCUUCCUUUUGUGCAGGGCCGGCCUUAGGGCACUACAACCAAUACGGCCGCAGUGGGCCCCGCACUAAUUCUAGGUGUUAAUUAUUAAAUUAAACUAUUAUAACUUCUAACAGGGUUCUCGCGAUUUUCAUGGCGCUCCUUGAAAUCUACGGAAAUUGCAAAAUAUACAAAAACGUUAUGGAAAUUUCCAGAAAUUAUUAAAGUCUCCUGAAAUCUCAUAAAACUCUCCAGGAAAAUAGACAAACUUGUCAUUUUGGGGUGUCAUUCAAAAUCUAAAACGCCGAUCCUACGCGUGAAAAAAAGGGAAUUGCCAACUUUCAUUUAAUAACAGUAUAGAACAAAUGACAAAUUUAUUUCUAAUACAAAAUCUUAAUUUUUAACUUAUUAUCCUUAUUCCUAUUCAGACUGGGCUUCGCGCAAUUCGUUUCGCAUAGGACUCGGAAUAGUUAUGGCCGGCCCUGCUUUUGUGUGAGCAAAGCAGGCUUGCUAGAAGACUUCUUACAAGGAUGAGCUUACGUGAAGCUCUUAACGUUCUUGCUCUACUCCCUUGAACGUCUCUCACACUUCCGUAUCUCAGCACUUCUGAAUGUAGCUUUAAAUGAACUGUAAUAGAAAUAGAGCUUUAGACACGCCAGGAGAAAACAUUUUGGUGCACCACUUCCGUAUCACAGCACUUCUGAAUGUAGCUUUAAAUGAACUGUAAUAGAAAUAGAGCUUUAGACACGCCAGGAGAAAACAUUUUGGUGCACCACUUCCGUAUCUCAGCACUUCUGAAUGUAGCUUUAAAUGAACUGUAAUUUCUUACUAGAAGAAAUAAAGCUUUAGACACGCCAGGAGAAAACAUUUUGGAAGCCUAUAGUACAGGAAAGGGCUUGGUGAGGGAAUAGGGAUAAAGCGAAAAUAUUUUUGUGUCUGAGGGUGCAAAGUACGUUCUCUGUUACGUUCUGACCCGUUACGAUCCUGUUUGGAAUAUGUUUCACCUUUCUAUUGUACCGGAGAAAGUGUCAUUUGGAACUGUUAGAAUUAUAACUAUCCAACUAACUUUUAUAAUGAGACUUUGAAGUCUGAAAUUGAUCGGCAGUAGUAUAAUUAUAUUUUUACGAAAUAUAGAAUUUAAAAGAAUGUUACAUAAAUUGUAUCUCGAUGUUUUAGUGUGUGUGUGCGCGUGUGUGUGUUCUAUGUGAGUAAGGGUUAGCGAUCCGUCAAACAAAAUUUCCAUAUAUUACUCUGUGAAACCUUUUUAUUAUAUAUGUAUAUAUUUGUCAGGUGUAUGGAGAAGAAAUGUUUACAUCAUUGUAUCAUUCUGUACGACCUACAUUCUAUCCCAUCAUGUUUCACUCACGUUAUUUGUGUAUCCACUCUGAUACAAAAGAUUGAAAUGUAUGAAGAAUCUCACUCAAAAGACAUAUACCAAGGGAAGUAAGAAAGAGUAGUAGUUUUUCUUUUUUAAAUUUUGUUUUGCUCCCUAUAAAAAGCAAAUAGAGAUAUCAUACCAUAGCCUCUUUUGCUGUUGUCAUUGCAUCAUACCUAGGGCCGAAUCGACUUAGAUCUGGAUGGACUGUAACACUGGUCACGAAGUUUGAAGGGACAUAUACUUUUUUAUAUAUCUGGCGCUUUGAUUCUAGGUCUCUUCCCAGUUUCCACGGUGAACAGAAUGUGGCAUAAAACUUUUAUUGCUUUGAUUGUCUGAAGCCAAAUUAUUAAACUAUUUGCCAUGAGACUGA
This is a messenger RNA of Biomphalaria glabrata, 4042 nucleotides long. RefSeq names its product universal stress protein in QAH/OAS sulfhydrylase 3'region-like. The transcript has 6 exons. The record is from RefSeq and is a predicted model, not a curated record. Lineage: Eukaryota; Metazoa; Mollusca; Gastropoda; Planorbidae. The coding region runs from base 735 to 1241 and encodes 168 amino acids.